CCCUGUUUUCCAGAAAAUCAUAUUCUGGAAGAUGUGAAUAAAUGUGUGAUUGCACUGCAAGAAGGAGAUGUUGAUACCCUGGAUAGAACUGCUGGGGCCAUCCGAGGCCGUGCAGCCAGAGUCAUUCACAUCAUUAAUGCAGAGAUGGAAAACUAUGAAACUGGAGUUUAUACCGAGAAGGUACUGGAAGCAACCAAACUGCUCUCUGAAACAGUUAUGCCACGUUUUGCUGAACAAGUUGAGGUUGCCAUUGAAGCGUUGAGUGCGAAUGUCCCACAGCCAUUUGAAGAGAACGAGUUCAUAGAUGCCUCCCGCUUGGUUUAUGAUGGAGUUCGUGACAUCAGGAAAGCUGUUCUGAUGAUAAGGGUAUGUAAGGCACACGGGAAAUAAAAGUUGGAGCUUGAAGCAAAGUGUCACACACUGGAUAAGAGAAAUAGAAAAACUACUUGGACUCAGCCUUGUUUCAUAAUUUGCCAGAAAAGCUUGACAUCGAAACAAGCAUAAAAUAAAAAUUUGUGCA
Molecule: messenger RNA, 520 nt
Organism: Meleagris gallopavo (turkey)
Lineage: Eukaryota; Metazoa; Chordata; Aves; Galliformes; Phasianidae
Source: RefSeq, a predicted model, not a curated record